Molecule: messenger RNA, 630 nt
Organism: Belonocnema kinseyi
Lineage: Eukaryota; Metazoa; Arthropoda; Insecta; Hymenoptera; Cynipidae
Product: nuclear transcription factor Y subunit alpha-like
Exons: 2
Coding region: 1-579 (192 amino acids)
Source: RefSeq, a predicted model, not a curated record
AUGAAGAUCGUCAUUCUUUUAUUUGCCUACGUGGCUUUGCUUCGUUUUUCAAGUGGCGCUUUGAAUAAUAGACAACAACAUGAUCCUAAUCAAGGACUUGCAAGUCUCCAUCCUUUUUAUAUUCCUCCAGCAAGCAUAAUUUUUAUUCGGAGAAUGAGAAACGGCGUCAAUAUACCUGGCCAUGCAGUUUACGGAACUCUGCACCAUGUGCCAGACCAUUAUCUUCCAGCAGAUUCUAAUGUACCAUUCGGGCACGCUUUUGUAAAAAUUGAAGAAGACAAUACUUUCUAUGCACGUCUUAUGAAUGACACCCGUGCAAAUAACCGCAAUAAUAAUAAUAAUAAUAGAAUACAUAAUAGAAAUAAUGCGAUACAUAAUAUAAAUAAUAGGAAUAAUAAUGCGAAUAAUGCUCCUAACGAAGUUCCAGAAUACGACUGUUAUAUAAGAAGGCCACCUCAUCGUGAUUUGACAGCUACACUUUUUCCUGUACACGAGGAUGGUUACGAGAAUGAUCAUCUCCCUCACGUUCAUUAUAUGGAUUCUGGCGACAUUAAUGUUGUGGGAGAAUUAACACGUUAACCUCAUGAAUGAAUUGGCUCCUCGUCAACCUUGAAGAAUUGACGCACCGUA